ACAUGAUAGACGCUUAUUUGCUGAUUGACGAUCACUGAUAUAUACACAUUACAACACGUACAGAAUAAAUGUGGUGAUUGAGUCAACACUGUUACUACACUGGCACUGGAUAACGACACCACAAAGGACAUUUUAAGUUAGUAUUGUACUUUAUACUGGCGACUCAGCCACCGUAGUCUGACGUUUUCGACAACACCCCCAUCAUCGUCAUGGCCGUGGCUACUAAAUCCAACUGGAAAUUCGGCUCUGGGUCCGAUUCUAAUGACGGAGAUGAUGAAUACGAUACGCAGCUGCAGACAGAGGCUGAACAUUUUAAUGAAAUAAUCAUAAAACAAGAAUACUCAGAAGAAAUUGAAAUAACUACAGAGUUAACUGAAACCUAUAGUGAUGAUGAUUUACCUGGAGGAUGGGAAAAAAUAGAUCAUGAUAGUGGUAUGCCAUUAUACAUAAAUACUGAAACAAGAGUAUGUUCAUUUUCAAAGCCAUAUUUUCUUGGAAUUGACAGUCUCAAAAAUCAUGAAAUUCCAGUAGAAAAUGUACCUUGUUUGAAUCAGAAAUUAAAUAAUGAAACAAAUACCGCAUCAACCUCUACUGACUCUACUUCAAAUAAAUGUCCUGUAACAUUAAGCCAUGAAGAGUAUCGGAAUUACUGUAGUAAAGUAUUCAAAUUUAGGAAUAUUAAAUGUUAUAAAUUCAAUUCAUGGGUAAAACGCCGAGAAUACAUUAAAAAACUUAAGGCCAAUUUAAAGACUAAAGAUCUUCAACAAACUACAUCAAGUACAUCCGAUUGUGUUGUGAAGAGCGAGGAUAAGAUAUUUAGUAUGGACGAUCUGCAACAUUUCAUUAAUUUAAGAAGUAAAAAUUUUAUUGGUCUAUUGGUUGAAUACCUUCAACGUGAAUUGAAAACCUCAAAUUAUUCAUUUGAGAUUAAGGAACUUGAACACUCCAAGUAUCCUUAUUUAUCCACUGUAGUCAUAGAUGGAAUACAAUAUGGUGUUGGUACAGGCUCGACCAAAAAACAAGCUAAAACUGAUUCUGCAAGAGCUACUCUUCAUAUAUUAUUACCAUAUUUUAAACAUUUUCAAACUAAUAAGAAUCAUCAAGCCAACAAUAAAAUUAAAGAGGAUCUUGAAAAAUACAAAAUCUUUGACAUACUAAAGAUUACAGAUUCUAGAAUACUGGAUAUUUGUGUUCAGUCUACUGAAUCUACUCCAUAUGAAAUGUUAAAGCUUUGUAUAAAAAGAAAUUUUGGUGAAAAUUCAAAUCUAUUAUAUGAAAUGGAACAGAUACAUUGUGGAUCUGGUACAGACAGUUAUUAUCGCUGCACAAUGACUGUAAGCAAAUAUUCUGCAACAGUUAUUUGUAAAGAUAAACUUGGUGGACGCCAAAAAGGAGCUCAAGCUCUGUUAAAGGUAUUGCACCCUCAUGUUCAAUUCUUUGGUUCUUUAUUAAGAUUGUAUAGUCAUCAACAUUUUGAAUACAACGAGAACAAACCAAUCAAACCUAAAACAUUUGAAACCGACAAAUACAGAAGUCGUCCUGAUGUUAAUCUUCUCAAAACAUUAAGAAAAAACAUGUUAAAAUUAGAAUUAGAAACAAACGAGUAAAAGAUUAUAUGUUUAGUUUUAAGUUGUGAAUAUUAUUUUAAAAUAAAAUUUGGAUUCUAACAGUAGAGACUCCAUAACAGACUCCUCUGAGAAAUUAAUUUAAAUUUAUAAAAUAAUUGGUAUUUUUAUGUUCUAUGUAGGUGUAUAUUUUUUACUAUUUUCAGUAAGUCUAUAAAGUUUUAAGAUUGUAAUGACAAAUCCAUUUAAAUUCUCAACUUCACUUCAUAACAUAAUAUGUAGUGUAAACAAAU
Aphis gossypii (cotton aphid) is the source of this 1858-nucleotide messenger RNA. RefSeq names its product microprocessor complex subunit DGCR8-like. Gene Ontology annotation, cellular component: microprocessor complex. The record is from RefSeq and is a predicted model, not a curated record. Bases 210 to 1607 code for a protein of 465 amino acids. Gene Ontology annotation, molecular function: primary miRNA binding; double-stranded RNA binding; identical protein binding. Gene Ontology annotation, biological process: primary miRNA processing. Lineage: Eukaryota; Metazoa; Arthropoda; Insecta; Hemiptera; Aphididae. The transcript is spliced from 11 exons.